Molecule: messenger RNA, 326 nt
Organism: Lactuca sativa (garden lettuce)
Lineage: Eukaryota; Viridiplantae; Streptophyta; Magnoliopsida; Asterales; Asteraceae
Source: RefSeq, a predicted model, not a curated record
UGUAGGUGCACCACACUUGAGGGACAUAUUUUAUCGUAUGGGUUUAUCUGACAAGGAUAUUGUGGCCCUCUCAGGAGGACACACUUUGGGAAAAGCACAUGCAGAUAGAUCAGGCUUUGAUGGCCCUUGGACCAGGGAUCCACUGAAAUUUGAUAACUCAUAUUUUGUGGAGCUUCUGAAAGGCGAAUCAGAGGGGCUUUUGAAACUUCCUACAGACAUUGCAUUGCUGGAUGAUCCUGCAUUCCGCCCUUAUGUUGAGCUCUAUGCAAAGGUAAAUUGUGAAAUUAUUAUUAUUAUAUAAUAAUAACCAAAUGUGAUGCCAAGUA